This is a messenger RNA of Nilaparvata lugens (brown planthopper), 1296 nucleotides long. RefSeq names its product tigger transposable element-derived protein 2. The coding region runs from base 1 to 1296 and encodes 431 amino acids. Gene Ontology annotation, molecular function: DNA binding. The transcript has a single exon. The record is from RefSeq and is a predicted model, not a curated record. Gene Ontology annotation, cellular component: nucleus. Lineage: Eukaryota; Metazoa; Arthropoda; Insecta; Hemiptera; Delphacidae.
AUGGUCAAAGCAAUAGACGCUGUUCGUGAAAAGAAAAUGGGAUGGAAAAAAGCUUGUAAACAAUUCAGUGUGCCCAAAACUACUCUUAUGAGAUUAUCUAAUGUUAAGUACGGUACACCUGACGAGGCAGUUAAAGUAAUGAGGGGCAGACCAACAGUUUUGAAUAAAGGUAUAGAAGAGGAGCUAGUUACUUACUGUCUUGCGAUGAAGGCAUCUUUUUUUGGACUCACACGUACAGAUCUUCAUAGACUCGCUGUGCAAUUGGCAGAAAGAAAUCAAAUCACUCACCCAUUCAAAAAUGAAAUUGCAGGGAAGAAGUGGGUUCGUCUUUUCCUACAAAGGCACAAGUCUAAGCUAUCUGAAAGGAAGCCGAGUGGGACUUCUUAUAGCAGGGCUCUUGGGUUUAGCAAGGAAAAUGUUGAAAUGUUUUUUGGUCUUUUGGAUGAAGUUUAUGAGAAGGGAAAGUUUACUCCUGAUAGAAUUUAUAAUGUUGACGAGAGUGGAAUAACAGUUGUCCAAUCAAAAGUAGCAAAGGUUGUUGGUCUUAAGGGGAAAAAACAGGUUGCUUCCUUGACUUCAGGAGAGCGUGGAGCGCUAAUCACUAUUGUAGCUUGCAUGAGUGCCAGUGGUUCUUUUGUGCCCCCCUUGGUAGUUUUCCCCAGAAAGAAUAUGAGCGAGAAUCGUAAAAAAGGAGCUCCAGUUGGCACUAUUUUUAGCGCUCAUCCUUCUGGAUGGAUUCAAACCAACUCUUUCACACAGUGGUUUCGACAUUUUAUUGAGUUCUCCAAUCCCACAGAAGAAAAACCUGUGCUCUUGUUGCUGGAUGGGCACUUCAGCCACACACAAAACAUUGAUUUAAUUGACCUGGCAAAAGAAAAUCAUGUGACCAUUCUUUCUCUGCCACCCCACUGCUCCCACAAACUCCAGCCAUUGGACAAGACCUUCAUGGGUCCAUUGAAAGUCCACUACAGCGAAGAAAUCAGAAAGUGGCUCAGAAUUAACCAACGUCCUGUUACAGCAUUUGAUGUUAUGGAGUUAUUUGGCAAGGCCUACAUCAAAUGUCAGAGAGCUGAAGUAGCGAUCAAUGGAUUCAAAGUAACUGGGAUAUGGCCGUUGAACAAAACAAUAUUCUCGGACGCUGAAUACAUAGAAGAAGCUAACAAACACAGAGAUUCCUCUUUUUAUGAAGGUGUAUUGAAUAAUAAAAGUAAAACUAUUUGUGAAAAUCUGAACCCACCAACAAAUGAGAACCAAAGUACUCCGAGUGAACAAGGUGCUGUUCAAGUGUGUGACUGA